Molecule: messenger RNA, 1337 nt
Organism: Prosopis cineraria
Lineage: Eukaryota; Viridiplantae; Streptophyta; Magnoliopsida; Fabales; Fabaceae
Product: E3 ubiquitin-protein ligase AIRP2-like
Exons: 5
Coding region: 448-1056 (202 amino acids)
Biological process (GO): protein ubiquitination
Molecular function (GO): ubiquitin protein ligase activity
Source: RefSeq, a predicted model, not a curated record
GGAGGAAGGGAAAAAAGAAAAGGGGGCGGGGAGCAGGUGAGCGGAGCCUCAGCUCUUCAACUUAAACCCGCAUCUCACCUAAUUGAUGACUCUAAUCGCUACCAUUAAAUAACUAAUAAUAACUACUUGGGCAAUGAAAGCAGUAACGAUUGCUUAUGCAAGCUUAGAAAGUUAAAAGAAUCAAACUUCAAAAAAUGUACUUGUUCUCUCUGAUUAUCAUAACGAGUGUUUGAUGGGGGUUGAGUUUUCAAAAUAAAUGCUGUUCCUUGGGUCACUAGGCGUCGUUAACCCUCCAUUCUACACCUGUUCUUGGUCAGCUUCCGAAAAUUGUAGCCGUCUUUUGUGCAUUCGGCUUUCUUAUUUUAUUCUCUAGCUUUCUCUCGCUGUGAUCAUUUCCGGCUUCUGUUUGAUUACAAGAUUAGAGUGUAAUUCACUGGUAGAACCAAAAUGUUCGAAUACUGCCAGCCACUUGAUGCAAGCCCCCGUUUCGAGGAUUCCCUCAAGGCACUUGAAUCUGAUAUUCAACACGCCAAUAUGCUGGCUGCUUCUAUUCCCAGGGGCAAGGGCAGGGCUUGUCUUCAAAUGAAGUUAGUUUUCAAUCAGCUGGCACCAAUCUUCCUGUAUGUACUUCGAUGGAUAGAUUGCUCCUGUUCUUGUCUACUUUCAAGCUAUUUGAAUCUUUUCCACAUAGUUGUGUUUAAGGUGCAUUCAAAUGGGAAGCCAAAUUUCUCUUCUUAUGGAAGGAAAGCAAGCAUAAGGGAAUUCUACGGUGUUAUAUUGCCUUCUCUUCAGCGCCUUCAUGGUGAUUUAAUAAAUGCUGAUAUUAAUCAAGAAAAGGGUCAAAAUUUACAGAUGGUUGUUAAUCGGAGUAUUGAAGAUGAGGGGAAUAUUUGUGAUGUGGACAUGGAAAGAGAAAACGAAUGUGGCAUCUGCUUAGAGCAUUGUACCAAAGUAGUUUUGCCAAACUGCUGCCAUUCCAUGUGUAUAGAUUGUUAUCACGACUGGAACAAGAUCAGAAUCUUGUCCAUUUUGCCGGGGAAGCUUGACAAGAGUUAAGUCAGGUGAUUUGUGGGUUCUAACAUGUGCUAAGGACAUGAUUGAUGUGGAAACUGUCAUUAGAGAAGAUAUGCUUCGUCUCUCUCUCUUCAUAAACAACCUGCCUAAGGAUAUCCCAGAUACUCUCUUCUUAAUGUAUAAUGAGUACUUGUUUUAAUUGAAGAAUAAGCACAGGUAGAACUAACUGCCUGCGAUGUACAGAAUAUUUUUUCUGUUUUCCUUGAUCUCUUCUUUGUAACUACACAAUGAUUGCACUUCAGAAAGCAAAAUUGUUGAUAUCA